UUUGUACAACACUCAUAGCCAGAGGAGCUGAGACAUCCGUCCCCCUGACAAGAAAGUCUGAUUCUUGCAGAAUGGAUUUGCAAGUAUCAAGUCCGACCUAUCUCUAUGAUGAUUAUGGUGGGUCAACACUCUGCCAAAAAACAAAUGUGAAACAAGUUGCAGCCCAGCUCCUGCCCCCACUCUACUCUCUGGUAUUCAUCUUUGGUUUUGUGGGGAACAUGUUGGUCUUCCUCAUCCUGCUAAACUUCAAAAAGCUAAAGAGCAUGACUGACAUCUACCUGUUCAACCUGGCCAUCUCUGACCUGCUCUUCCUGCUCACUCUCCCAUUCUGGGCUCACUAUGCUGCAAAUGAGUGGGUCUUUGGGAAUAUAAUGUGUAAAUUACUCACAGGACUCUAUCACGUUGGUUAUUUUGGUGGAAUCUUCUUCAUUAUCCUCCUGACAAUUGAUCGAUACUUGGCCAUUGUCCAUGCUGUGUUUGCUCUGAAAGCCAGGACAGUCACCUUUGGGGUGAUGACAAGUGGAGUCACUUGGGUGGUGGCUGUGUUUACUUCACUCCCAGAAAUAAUCUUCACCAAAUCUCAAAAAGAAGGUAUUCAUCAUACAUGUAGUCCUCAUUUUCCACACAGCCGAUAUCAUUUCUGGAAGAGUUUCCAAACAUUAAAGAUGGUCAUCUUGAGUCUGGUCCUGCCCCUACUGGUCAUGGUCAUCUGCUACUCGGGAAUCCUCCACACCCUCUUUCACUGUAGAAAUGAGAAGAGGCACAAGGCUGUGAGGCUCAUCUUUGCCAUCAUGAUUAUCUACUUUAUUUUCUGGACUCCCUACAACAUUGUCCUUCUUCUGCACACCUUCCAGGAAUUCUUUGGACUGAAUAAUUGCAGUAGUUCUAAUAGACUAGACCAGGCCAUGCAGGUGACAGAGACUCUUGGAAUGACACACUGCUGCAUCAACCCUGUCAUCUAUGCCUUUGUUGGAGAGAAGUUCCGGAAUUAUCUCUCGGUGGUCUUUCAAAAACAUAUUGUCAAGCGUUUUUACAAGCACUAUCCAAUCAUCCAGCAAGACAAUCUUGAUCGUAUAAAUUCAGUCCAUACCUGGUCCACAGGGGAGCCGGAUGUUUCUACUGGUUUAUGACCUGGGUUGAGUUUUGUAUAUCACUUAGUUUUGUAUGUAACUUGGGAGUAGAAAUGGUUUUUUAAAAAAGAAGUUAAAUCAUAGAGGGCCUAAGAUGCAUGCAUGUUUGGAUAUUUAUUUUAGAUCGAUAGGGCCUUUUAAAGCCUAUUGGUUUUAGAAAGCCAAAUGAGAAUGUAUCAAUGAGAUAGUGAUAACUGGCCUCAUUUCCACUCACCUCCAGUUGUGGCAAACUCUUUUUUAGCCACAAAAAUUCACUAUAAAAUAAUCCCAAGAAUUGGGAGAUUUUUAAGCUUGACUAUCUGAACAGAAAUAACAUCAAUCAAGAAGAAUGCCUUAUACAGUUUUUCUCCUAUACAAGGCAAAAAUUUAGGCUCUAAGUGUACUUAAAAUAGAUCUUUGUCUUGCCUUGAGAAGAAAAGAUGAGAGUGUGAUCAGUUAGAAAAUAUAUAACUAAGCUCUAUGAAUUAGUUCCAUAGACUUGUAUGAUCAGGUAAAUACUCUGUGGCCUGGGGGUAGGGAGUGGGAACGAAUCUUUUUAUAAGAAGGGAUUUGAACUGGAUCAUAUGUUAGUAAAUGAGAGAGGGAAGUCAUUCUUUGGGUGGCAAGACUACACUAGCAAAACAAUGUAGACCUGUGGCUAUUUGGAAAGGCCAUGGAGAGAGAGUCAAGGCUGGAUAACAAUGCACCAUGUCAGCACUGCUCCUUCAGAGUUAUCCAUAGUGGAAGCACAUGGACAGGUCUGUACAAAGCUUAUUUCAUGGCUUUGGUGAGCAUUCAGGUAAAGUAGAUCAGCAGCAGUCAGUUCAGAGUGAGAUUAGGCCACUUUGGCUAGACAGUGGGGAAGCAUCACUUUGGCAUAUAGGACCUAGAGUCAGCAGAAUUUUGGGUAAAUUGGAGGUAGAGGUGAAAGAGAACCUUUAGACUCAAGCAGUUUGGAAUAACCAUAGAAUAAAUAACAAAUACAAGAGUACAGUAAAGAGUCUGGCCUACGAGGGUAGUCUCAUUUUAAAGCCCGUAGCCUCAGCUUGUAUUUUGUACCUGACCUUCAGACCCAAAUUUUGCCAUACCAGCUUUGAAUCUUAGGUGUAACCAGAGGAAUUAUGAAUCAUGAGCCUAAAGUCUAGAAAUAAUACAGAUUCCUUGUGGAUUCAGCUAAGGGUUGCUUAUAUAAUUUGAACCCAGAGCUUUACAACUUUAAGCAGAGGCCCUAAGAUAUGAGGGAAGAGCAUCAAUUUUCUCUAUUUACCUAACAAUCAGCAAAACUGAGAGAAACAAUUUGCUGUGAGCUUCAGAAGUCAAGAAAGUGUAAUUACCACCCUCUGUGCUCCAGGCUAAGAGUGAAGGCUUCAGUUAUUCUUUACAGAUGGCUUCUCCACACAAACAAUGCUAAAUUUAUCCAUUGCAGAGAGGUUUGGGAUUUUUUGUUGUUUUUGCAGUUGUUAUUUAUGAUAUUGUUUUGAAUUUUGGAGCAGUUAAGAUCUUUACAGUGAAGACUAAGGGGAGAAACAAAAGGAUGAGAAUCAUUCAAAGGAUUAAAGUGUCUGGCUAACAAAAGGUGUUACUUGUUUUUCUCAAGCUCUUAGUGUGAAACCAGAGGCUUGUGGCUGUCAGCAGGAAGUGAGCAUUUGCUUUUUUCUUUCCUGAGAUCCACAUUUUCUCCUCCAAUAUAUAGCUGAGACUAGACUCAAAUUUAUGCUCCUCCUUCCUACAUCUCAAGCACUGAGAUUACAGGUGUAUAUGAACACAUCCAGCUCUGUAUUUUUAUAUUCUUAAGCAUAUAGAAAGUUGUAAAUUCUUUGAAGAUGAGACUUAUAAAAAUGCCUUUUAAAAAUAA
Messenger RNA from Arvicola amphibius (Eurasian water vole), 2964 nucleotides. Its product is annotated as C-C chemokine receptor type 5-like. The record is from RefSeq and is a predicted model, not a curated record. Gene Ontology annotation, molecular function: C-C chemokine receptor activity; chemokine (C-C motif) ligand 5 binding. Gene Ontology annotation, cellular component: cytoplasm; membrane. The transcript has 2 exons. Gene Ontology annotation, biological process: inflammatory response; G protein-coupled receptor signaling pathway; chemotaxis. The coding region runs from base 72 to 1130 and encodes 352 amino acids. Lineage: Eukaryota; Metazoa; Chordata; Mammalia; Rodentia; Cricetidae.